Molecule: messenger RNA, 10926 nt
Organism: Tetrahymena thermophila SB210
Lineage: Eukaryota; Ciliophora; Oligohymenophorea; Hymenostomatida; Tetrahymenidae
Product: transmembrane protein, putative
Exons: 10
Molecular function (GO): protein binding
Source: RefSeq, a predicted model, not a curated record
AUGGCUAGGAAGAUUUUACUAAUUUUAAUUAUUAAUACUAUUUUAUCGCUUUGCUAAGAUAUUUAUCUUAAAUCUCCCUAAAAUUAGAAUAUAAAGACAAAUGAUGCUGCUGAAUAAAGUGAUAAUUAAAAUAAAAAUAGUUCAAAAGGCGCAUCAAAGUCUACUUAAUAUUAUAAUGAUAUUUAUAGUAACAAUUAAAGGAUAAUAGAUGAAACUGAAUGUCCAAGAGUAUCUAAAUUUUUAGAUUUGAUAGAAGAAAACUAGACUUCUUUAAUUUAAGUCUCAGCUCUUGACCAUAUUGAAAACUCCAAUAUUCUCAUUGUUGGUACUCAAAGUGGAGAUAUAGAGCUUUGGGAUUUUCAGACUAGGGAUAUUUUAUCCAGAUUUAGUGUUAACAAUUAAGGAGCUUCAAUAAAAUAAAUUAUGUAUUUAUCUGACUUAGACAAAAUUCUAGUUUUAUAUGAUGUUCCCCUGUCAUUAUCAAAUGACAACUAAAGCUAGUAUUCCAUUGUUUUAUGGGAUCCCUAAACAUAACGUUAAGUUAUUUAGUUUCCAAAGGCAGAUAAUUUUUCUGUUAAUCUAAAAUAGCUAGGUAAUAAAGUGAUAGAUUUGCAGGUUAAAAGCUUUACUGAAACAUCUUCAAAUAAACAAAGCUCUUUAAAUGUUAAAAUCGUUACUAUUUCAGAUACUUCAAUAUUUAUUUUCUCAAUAAACUAAAAUUUAAAUAUUAACUGUUAAUAGACUGUGCUAAACAAAAAUUAUAUUUAGGAUUUACCACUAAAGGUAUUUAUCACUGAUAACAACAUGUAUACAAUAUUUACAUAGAAUGGACUUAUUUAAUAUAACUAAAACUUAAAUUCAUAUACUGCUUUAUUAUAAGUUUAAUAAAGCCAUUAUAUAGAGUGUUUGUAUUUCCCAAAUUAGCUCAAAUACAUUUUGCUGAAAGAGGGCGACUUAUCUAUGUAUUUAUUUGAUUAAGAUUCUUAAAAAGAUUAGCUUAAAAAAAUCACAGAACUUAAUUCUUUAAAGAGUUAUUUUUAAGCUUAAAAUAAAACUUUAACUAAAGAUUCAGCUAUAAAAAUUGUCAAAAUUUAAAAUAAUCAGCCAGAGUUCUUUUUAUUAUUGGACAAUAAAACUUUGAUGUAUAUAAACUACGAAGAUGAUAAAAUCCUAGAAGUAUUUAAUGUAGAAAACUCAAAAGUAAUUGCUCCUCUCAAAAAUUCCCCUUCAUUUUUCAUAGCAUUAGCUGAUGGAUCUAUUAGUUUUUACAGACAAACUGUGUACUUAGGUGAAAUAAAUCUUCAACAGUAAAAUCCCUAUACAAUCCCCAACUAAUUAAGAAGAUCAAUUAGUAUUAAUUAUCAAAAUUAAUCUCAAAAAAAUAAAAAUCACACUAAUUAUUAUAACUAUAUAUCUGAAAUGCAAAAUAAUAACUUUACUGUCUAUCAUCUCUCCUUUUAGACAAUAAGUCAAAUUAUUAAUUAUCCUAUUCCAUUUUCAGAUGACUACUAAAUCGCAGAUUUUCUGGUUAACUUUAAAUCAAACAUUGCUUACUUCUAUAAACCAUAACAAUAAAUGCUCUUUAUCUGUAGAAUCAAUGAUUUAGAAAAGUGCAUAUCUAAAUAGUUAAGUAUGAACAAUAUUAUCAAGAGCGAGUCAUUUGAACUUAAAAUGAGAAAAUUCAUUCAUUAUAACUAGAAAGGAGGAGUUUUAAUAGUAAAUGAUAUGAAUAGUAUCUAUAUUUACUCAAUAAAUGAAGGAAUAGAUGUUAAAUUAGAAGAUCAUCUAUAGCUAGUUGUUUAUUAGAAGUUUGUAUCCAAAUCUCAAACGCCAGCAAUAAUUAACACAAUAAAAUAAAGAUAUUAAGAUUAAAAUGAUUCUAUCCUUCUAUUUUUUGGAAAUGAAAGCAAAUUUUUUAUUUAUGAGUACAAAAUUUCUGUUAAAAGUUUAAUUUUAGUUUAAGAGUUUACCAUCAGCUCUUCUGACAGUAAAAUAGUUGCAAUAGAAGUUUUAUAGAAUGAAUAAUUAGUGGUUAUGCAAUUCAUUAAUAACAAAUUUAGAUUUUUUAAUUUGAUGACAAAAAAUUUUGAAAAGAAUGAAAUAAAAUUUGAGUAACAGAGCAAUUCAUUUGCCAAUUAUGAUUUUUAGCUUUAACUUGAUUUAAUAAGAAUAGAAGGAUCUCCUCAUAUCAUUUCUCAAUUAAAUAAUAAGAGAAUUAUUACUUUCAAUUAUAAAACAGAAUAAAUUCACUUUAUGAGUGAUCCACUGAAUAGUUAUGUGUAUUAGUUCAAAAUUGAUUAUUUAUAACAAAUUUUUUAUGUAAGCUAGUACUCUUCAACAGAAAAUAUUUAAUAUUAUGAUUUGAUACUCCAACGACCUUAUCUUUAAUUUCGUUAGGAAAGAGGAAAAAUAGAAAAAGCAUAACUUUUUGCCUUAAACGGUUAGUUUUUGAUCUUACAGCACUAUGAUUACAGCUUUUGGGUAGUAGAUCUCGAAAAAUAAAAUUUUAAACCAGAGAAACUUUUAUAAUAUGAAUAAGAAUAACCAAACUAAAAAGUAGCUUUCUUUGCUCGUUAGGGAUAAUUUACUUUGAUAAAUAAUCUAGGGAAAGUUUAUAAGUACCCUUUUUACAAUUCUCAAAUAACAGGACCACCAGAAAUUAUAGAGUCUCCAUGCCCAAACUGUUAGUUUGAUGAUUAGAUCAGCAUAAAAAAUACAACUAUUCCUUAUUUAUUUUUGUUGUAUGAUUCUCUUCAAAUUGUUCUCUACAAUUCUUUACAUAACUCAAUUAUUUGGUACAAGAAGUUUGAUUCAGUUAUUGUAGAUAUUAAAUCUAGCAUCGAAAAUUGUUAAAUUUUAAUUGGGUUUUAAAAUAAAUAAAUUCAUCAAUGGAAUUGCUAAGAUAUUAACAAUAUAUUUUUAUAGAAUUAAGCUAUUUCUUAAGAAGAUAUUGUAAGUAUACAAUAUUCAGUAGAAGAUAGCAACCGAAUUUAUGUAAUAUCUAAAAAUAAGAUAACAUUUUAUAAUAUGAAAAAAAUGUAGUAAAAAGAAUAAGACUAAGCCCAUAAUUUAUUUAAUCACCCAUAAAACGAUUAAAAUGCCAAUAUAGUCUUUGAAUUAAAUGAUUGCCAAAUUCUGAAAUCCUAGUAUUUAAUAUAGCUAGGCAUUCAAAUAUUGCUGACUUCUAAAAAUUAAAUGAUUAUUUAUGGAUUUGGGUAAUAGCAGGUUAUUAAAUUACAAAGUCUUACUAAUGAUCCUUACUCAAUAGUUUUUAUAGGAAAUACAGAAGACAAAACUAAAAUAAUUAUAUCUACUACACAGAAAGUGUGGUUUAUUAAUAUUGGUCCACUUUUUUAAAAUUUAGAUUAUAAAAGCACUAAAAUUUUAGAUUUUUAUAAGGAAGCUAACCAAAUUGUAAACAAUUAAAAUUCAACAAAUACAAAACUAAAAGCUGUUUCUAACUCUCUCAAAUUUAAUAAUGCAUGUUUACUAAAUAUUUACUUUUAAGCUUCUUCAGAAACAAGAUCAAUGAGUGUUUUUGGCUAAGGCUCAAAAUCGGAUCCAUAUUCCCACUUUAGUGCUCUUUAGAGCUUGAUUAUCCAAGUUGGACUUAGCAAUUUAAUUUUUAGUUAUAAAUAAAAUGAAUUAAAUUUGAGAUUCUUUUCCCAUGAUUAAAAUUUGUACCAUAAAAUAUCUAAGAGAGUCAAUCUAUAAAAUUCUGCUUUUACUUAAAUUAAUUUUAUUGGCGAAAAAAAUACUGAAGAUGGAAAAACUGUUUUAGAGAUUGAAGAAGGCUAUGAACUGAAUUAAUACAUGAGUGUGACCUUUAAAAAUAUAAUAUUUAAAAGUAUAGACUUUUCUAGCUCUACAGGUUACAAUAAUUUGAUUUCUAGCCAAACGAAUUACUUGUCAGAUUUGUCUAUUUUACAAUUUUCAGUAUUGAAUAUUGAAAAUCUCAUUUUUGAUAAUGUUAAUUUUGGAUUGUAUUCUUAAAAUUAAAAUGUUCCUAAAUACAUUUAAGUUUUCAACUGCACUAAGCUUUUACUAAAUAAUUCAGAAUUCUAUGGCACAACUUUCUAUAUUGAUAAUGUUUCUAAGUUUUAGGCUUAAAAAACCUUAAUAUUUGGUAUGAAAUCUGACAUGAUUUCUAAUGAAAAACAAUAAGUUAAUUUAUUAAAAAAGAAAGGAAUCAUUUUUUUAAGGUAAGCCUUAAGAAAUAAAAUCGCUCUUAACAAUAAAUUUACCCUUUAGCAAAUAAAUUUAGAAAAUUGUUAACUAAAUUCUAUAAAAAUAUUUGCCUUUGAGUGCUUUGAAGACUAAGCACCUAAUUUAAAAGCGCCGUCUCUUUAUUUGAACGCAACAUAUAUGCAACAUUCUUCUUUAAUUGGGUUGGAUAAUUGCAGAUUCUUACAAGAAUUGGUUAUAAAUAUUCAAACUGUAUCGCUUUUAGAUCUAAGUUAUAAGGACAGUUAAAUUUUAACUGAUGGAUAUAUUUCGAUCAGUAGGAUUGAAAAUAUUCAAAUAAAAAACACAAAUAAAUCAAUUAGUAACUUUGGUUCUUCAGCAAGUUUUUUAGUUUAAUAUUCUAAAGGAGAUACAUAAAUUGGUUAGUUGAUACUAAAGAAUCUUUAUUUAAGUGAUAUUCUCUUAUUUUAGGUUUCUAACAAUUUUAGUAUAGUAAAUACAACAAUAAUAGACUGUAAAUUAUCUUACUCUUAGAUUAUUUUAGUUUAAAAUACCUUAUCUUUUGCUAAUAUUGUUGUAAGUAGAGUGAACAUUACUAAUUCAACAAUCGAAGAUAACUCUAAAUUUAUUUAAAUAUAGUAAACAUUAGCUAUAAAUCUAGAAGUAAACUCACUUUCUUUACUUAAUGUUACCACAUAGUAAUCAUCUCUUAUUUAGGUGAAUUAAGAUUAAUCUUAAAUAGAUGUUAUAAUUAAAGAUUUAUUAAUCAAUUCAUGCUCUUUUUCCUAUUCUAAAAUAUUAGAAAAGGGCAACUAAGUGUAUGUAAACAUAAAUAAAUUGAUCAUUCAAAACAAUACAAAAUUUAUUAAUUCUUUGGUUUUAAAGAGCUCUGCCAACAUAGAAAACCAAAGAGUGAAUCUCCUGAAUAUUCCUAUGUUCAACACAAUUGAACAGUUAGAAAUAACUUAGUCUACAUUCAACGAAUCCAAAGUAAUGGAAAUAAAAGAAUAAGCAUAUUUCUAUAUUUAAAAUCUAAACUUAACAAAUAAUAUAUUUUUUGCCCAAUCAAUAAAUAAUAAUAUUUAAUAGAGUUCACCAUCUACUUAAAAAAUCCCUUUAAGUAUUUUUAAUAACACAAACGAAAAACUUCCUAAUAAGAAUUCAUCUGAUUUACCUUUUUUCAAUAAUUCUAAUUUCCCUUCUGCAACUGAAUAAGAUAAAAUAAGAUACCUGAUAGAGGUUACAAAUAUUAAAAUAUUUAAUACCUCCAUAGUUUCAAAUGAUUUUCAAGGUUACAUUAUUUUCGGAUAGCCAUAAUCAUAAUAAAUCCAAUCUGAAAUUGAACAAAUCUAUCAAAACCUAAACUUCUCAUGUAAUAAAUUUGUUCCGAACUCCAAUUUCAUCUUGCUUGAAAUUAAUUUUAACUCUCUUAAUAGAAAUUCCUCAGUAGAAGUUUCUAACUUUACACUAACAAACAAUAUUAUAGAUACCCUUCAUCCAAAUAUACCAUUAAACUAAUUAGAAGAUGGUAGAUCAUUCUUCUUUUUUGGCUCGGAUAAGCUUGGAAGAGUUUUAUUACAGAAUGGAAUCAUUAAAAAUAAUGAUAAUGUUGGGUUUGUUAAUGUUAAAUACUCUUUGAACGUUGUGACGAUUUCAAAUGUAAAUGCAACUGGAAAUUUAAAUAAAAGUUCUUUGCAAUAGUCAUUUUUGUAAGUGCUUCAUCCUAGAAGAUUCAUUAUGACUUAAUGCCUUUUCGAAAGAUACAAUAUUGUUGGAUCAACAUUUUUAAGUAUCUAAUUAAAUAGACAAUAUUUUUAGCUUUAGAAUAUUACAUCUGUAGACUAGAAAGAAUAAAAUUAAGAUAUAUAAUUUAAGGAAGAUAAAAUUAAGAUUCCUAAAAAUAAUAAUAAUAAUAAAUCAUAGACUAAGAGUUUAAAUGGCAAUCAUACUUUAGAAAAUUUAGAUUAGAAUUCUGUAACUUUAAAAAGUGUGGUGAACAACUUUGCAAAUAAUAAUCAUUAAAUUUCUGAGAAGAGAUUGCUUUAAGGAUUAAAUAAAAAAGAUAUUGAUUAGCAAGAAGAAGAAGAAUAAAAUGACUAAAUGAGAAUCAAAAAUAGUUAAUUUAAUGAAGACUAAGUAAAUUAUCAAAAUAGAAGUUAUGAUUAUGAUGAAGAUACUUUUGGUUUUAUAAUGGAUUCUAAAAGUGAAUUAUUUAGUGAAGUUAAUAUUAAUAGCAACACUGAUGAUUCAAAAGAAGAACUAUAUUUUGUAGUAUUUUUUGACAACAAAUUUAAACAUCUAAUUGCAUAGAAUAUUUCAUAAUCAAUAAGUUCAUCAGUUAUCAACUUGUAAAGUAAUUUGUUAGUCAAUAUAUUUUUAGAGAACUGCUUGUUCCUAUAAAAUGUUGUAACUUCUGGUGAAGAUUAUUAUAGAUAAAGGAGACUUUCUUAAGUUGAAAUUUAAGCCGUGAACUCUAAUAUCUUCCUAUCUAACAACUAGUUUAUUUAUGGGAAAUUUUAAUUACCAAUAACUUAGUUUAUAGAUACUGUCUAUUUCUAUUUAUCUGCUAAAUAUAUUUAGUUCUAGUCAUAUGUCUAAUCAUUUAAUCACUUUAAAGGGUAGUGUGAUGAAAAAACCAUCUACAAUUAUAUGGCAAGUGGGGUUUUAGAAGGGAAGAAUAUUAAAAUUUUAAAUAGCACUUUUAAUGGCACCUGCACUAUGAUUUAGCCUACCCUUUAUAUCAAGCUAUACGAUUAAAGUCUAUUAGAAAUUUCAAAUAGCUAAUUUUUGGAUUUAUAUGGUAUCUAAGAAGGAUCUGGCUUAGUUAUAAAUGGUGUUAUGAACUAGGUUUAAAUUAAUAUAACUAAUAUUACAAUAAAUAGAAUGAGCUGCCCUUCAGCUUAAAGUGAAGGUUUUUUCUUUUUUAGCAAUCUCAAAAAAGGUAGUGUGGUGAAUAUUAAAGGAGUGAAUGCUAAGUAAUUGUACACCUAAAAUGGCUCAUUGGUUAAAUCAUUAAAUGAUAAUAUUUUUAUAAGUUUAAAGGAUAUUAAUAUAGAUAAUUCUUUUGAUGCUGAACUCUUCCGUGAAUUUGUUUAUUUAUAAAAUCAGGUUGACUAUCUUUAAAGCAAAAAAUCUGUAUAAGACUACUUUAACCGUUUAGAAAACGGAAAAUUUUAUCCAAAUUAAGGCUAAGAUGAUGAUAGUAUUAUUAAUAGUGAUGAUGACGAAAUAGGAAUUAAUAACUUUUUUUAAAGUAGUGAAAAAAUAGAAUAUAAUGAUAAAUAGUUUAACAAAAAGAGAUUACUACAAUCUGAAUAAUAGGAUCUACUUGCUGAGAACUCAAACCUAAUGGGAGAUUAGGACUCAUUGAUAGAUUUCUUAGAUGUGAUGAAUUACAUGAUAUUAAAUUAGUAAACUAAUUAAAUUUAAGUAAAACUUUAGCAGAUUGACUCAGGUUAAUUAAUUUAGAUUUUAAAUGCAGAUGUAUUAAAAAUUAUUAAUCUUAAAGUGAGAAAUUAUGGAAUUGCAUUUAGUUCAUAAAACGACUUGAUAUAUAUUUACAACGUUAAAAAUACUUUAUUGAAUAAAUUGGAUAUUCAAAAUAAUGUAUUCUUUUCAUCUGGAGCAAUGAGAGUAUCAUAUUCUUCAGUUAUAGCUAAAAACUCCAUAUUUUCUAAUAACAAAUACUAUGGAUAGUCUCUGAUAUUAUUUAAUUAAUUACUCUUAUCAUAAAAUCACAUCAUAAACUUUGAAAUUAAUUAAAAUAUUUGCAUUAACAAAAUAAGUUGUUUCUCUCCUCUUCUCGGUCAACAAUCUAUUUUGCAUGUUUAAAACACAUUAAUAUCAUAUAAUAAAGGAAAUAAUACUGUUGGAGGUAUAUUUUAUUCUCUUCCUUCAAAGAUAUUUGAUAUUUCAAGCAUCUAGGACAUUUAAUAACAUAAUAAAACAUAAAAAAAUUAAAAUACUAUCAUUUUAAAAAAUCUUACUAUACAAAAUAAUAACGCUUCUUCUAUAGGCGCGAUGGCUGUUGAGUUAGGUGAGGAUUUAAGCUGCAAAGUUUAAAACUCUACUUUCAAAAGGAAUUAUGGAGUCUAAAUAGGUGGUUUGUCGUUGCAGCUUCACGAUCCUAAUUCAAUUUAAUUUGAGAAUAGUACAAUUACAGAAAAUAAUUCAAAGUUUACAGGAGGUGUCAAGAUUUAAAAGUCUUCAACUUUAUAAUUGAGAAAUAAUUUCUCUUAAUUCAUUUAUAACAAUACUCCUAACCAGUUUACAUCAGGGCCUCGCUCAUUUUAGAUUAUCCCUGUUGAAGAUGGUCUUUUAGAAAAUAUAAAUGAAUAAAAUUAAUAAAAUAAAAACUUAAAAUUAGCUCCUGUUAAACUUUUAGAAACAAACCAAACUAAAUCAUAUAAAUUUAUAUAAAAGCAAGAAAAGCUGUAUGAAGUAUAAACUUUUGAUAGCGGAGAUAAUCUACCAUAAUUCUAUUUAAAAUUAUUUGAUGAAAAUGAUUAGACAAUAAUAGGGGAUUAAAUUCCAAAUGUAAAAGUUUAUCUUAGUCCUCAAAGUCAGCUACGAUAAGGCUCAUUUUUGAAAGGAAGUGAUAGCUAUUUUUAUUCUUACAUCGGAUAAAGCUACAAUCCAGACAUAGGAAUACUCUUUGAUUAGUUAUAGCUUUAUGGUUACCCUGGCACAAAUGUAACAAUAAUUUUUAAGCUUUUAGACAUUUAGUAUGAAAAUGCAUCAUCUUUAGUUCCAUUUAGCAGUUCUUCAUAGUUCUACAACUUCACAAUAAAUGUUAACCUAAGAAAGUGUGUUAUAGGUGAGUAUAUAAAAACCAGUCUUAUAACAACUGAAUGUGAAAUGUGUGCAAAGCAAUAUUAUUCUUUAUUAGAUCCUCAUACUAACCAAAAUGUUAAGUGUCUUAGAUGUCCUGAUAAUUGUAAUUGCCCAGGAGGAGAUUAACUCAUUUUGGAGCAAGGGUAUUGGAGAGAUAGUAAUUCAUCUGAUGUCAUUAUAGAAUGCAAAUUUUCAUCUGAUAAUUGCUUAGGAGGCUUAAUGGUUGGAGAUGAAUCAUGCACAAAUAAUAGGAUAGGGCCUCUCUGUGAAAUAUGUGAUAUCAAGCAAGGUUACACAGACCUUUCUGCGAGCUAGUGCUUAAAUUGUAAAAUAAUUUGGCUUGCUUCUCUAAUAAUGGCACUGAUACUGUUAUUUUUCAUAUUUUAUAUUUUUAUAUCAAUCGAUUCUACAGUGAGUCGUAUAAGAAAAUUCCGUAUAUUGUUUGAAUACAGUUCAGCUAAUCACAUCGGAUAAACUUCUAUGCUUGUUAAAUAAUUUGUAAGCUAUCUGCAAGUUCUUUCUAUUAUAUCUUACUUUAGAUUUAAUUUUGGUAAAGAGUCCAUUUCAUCUAUUAUUUAUAAUAUUGGUAAUCCACUGAUUGGUUUCAAUAAUAUUGUGAGCUGCUUCAUCUACUAAUAUUCAAAGAAAUUUGAUAUUCCACAUAUUUAUAUUUCCUUCACUGUUUCUCUUCUCAUACCUAUUUCUUUAAGCUUGGUAGUUUUAAUUGCUCAAAUGAUUAUAAAUUAUCGAAAUUACUACUAUAGAAAGUAUUAUCUAAUCACAAUGAUAUUGGUCAAUUACUUCUAUUUUACUCCUCUUCUACUAUCAAGAGCGAUGGAAUUAAUGAUUUGUAGGCAAAUAGGAAAUGAGAAAUACAUCACAGCUUCCACGAUUUAUAACUGCAAUCUAGAUUCUUUUAGGAAGAUGAACAUAUUUUAUUUUCUUCCUCUUAUUUUUAUAUUACUUAUAGCUAUUCCUGUUUUGAUUAUUUACAGGAUAAAAAUGAGAUUUUAACAAAGUUUGCCUUUGAAAUAUUUCUAGUAUAUCUUAGGUGAUUUUAGAAAGAAAUAUUUCUAUUGGGAAUUUGUGAGAUUUUUCACAAAAAUAGCUCUAGUUUCGUUACCUGUACUAUUAUAGGAAGACAUAAGAACCAUGGGUUAAGUCUUAAAUCUCAUUUUAAUUAUUUAUUAUGCAUCGGUUCUUUAUUUCCACCCUUAUUGGACUGAAAUUUGUUAAAAAAUGGAGCUAAUCACAGGAGCAGCUAUUUUUGUAACUUUCCAUUUCUGCUUGCUCUCAUAUGAUAAAGAUGAUUUCUCUAUUUGGUGGUGGGUAACUAUUAUAGUUAUAUCUCUAACAAAUAUACCUUUGAUCUUUUGGUAUAUUAUUUCCUUCUUUUAGGCAUAUAAGCCUUCUAUAAGUAAAUUCUUCAAUUACAGUCCAAGAAGAAAGAUGUCUGAGAGCGAUGAUCCCCAAGCUAGAGCUCGUUUAUUGUGGUAGCUUGCUCUCUUUACAGUAAAAAAGCAUAUCAAGAAAGAAAAAUUGUAAGCUUUAGAAGCAAUGAAAAAUAAAAAAAGAGCAAAACCUUUAGAUAAUAAUUUUAUGGAUAACUCGUCUUUUAUUACUGGUUAUAGUGAUGCAGAAUAAGUUUAAAAUGAAUAGAAAAAAUCAAAGCUUCUUUGGUGGAGAAGAAGUGGAAGAAGCAGUAAUUAAGGCUAAUUUAAUGAAAACAAACUGAAUUAAUCUAAUUUGAAUCAACCUCUCCUUCAAUAAAAUAGAUACACAAUUAUGGAGAACAAGCUAAGUCAAAAUUCUGAUGAUUAUAACCCUUAUCAUGACUUCAAUUUCUCCUUUUUACCGCAAGAAGAUAAUAAUUUCUCUAAUUAAAAAACAAAUUAAUUUAAAGAAUGA